Messenger RNA from Seriola dumerili (greater amberjack), 3823 nucleotides. It is a transcript of the gene fbxw9, whose product is annotated as F-box and WD repeat domain containing 9. The transcript has 7 exons. The record is from RefSeq and is a predicted model, not a curated record. Gene Ontology annotation, molecular function: protein binding; ubiquitin-like ligase-substrate adaptor activity. Gene Ontology annotation, cellular component: SCF ubiquitin ligase complex. The coding region runs from base 539 to 2329 and encodes 596 amino acids. NCBI's taxonomy places the organism in Eukaryota, Metazoa, Chordata, Actinopteri, Carangiformes, Carangidae. Gene Ontology annotation, biological process: protein polyubiquitination.
UGAUGUUUUGAAUUUUUUGUAGUUCGCCGUGAAAACAGCUGAUAAAUAGCAGUUAAUGUUACCGCGUUACAUGACAUUUCAGUCUUAAUUUGACUGAUAUCGUGACAAUGACCUUCUGUUACACGCACUCCGGCUACGACUUUUGACCAACGACUGGAUUUGUCAAAGGCUGGUCUUGUUUUCAGUAUUAUUCUGUGUAGCAGUACUUGAAGCUAGCUAAUCUUAACCUACUGUCUUUCAGCUAUAGUCAAGGUUUUUUCAAUAUAUAUACAUUUAACAGACGGUAAAACCUUUUAAUAAAAGGACUGUAUUCAUGGAAAGUAAUUAAAGCUUUCUUCAAGCAGUGUGUAUCUGAAUUGUUACCAGUGUAGCUGACGCUAAGCUAACAUUUGGUCAAGUUUCAUUGUCACAAUAUUUUACACUAAAUGUAUUGAAACACGUACAGCCAACAGGACAAAACAGAGGUAGUUUAAAGUAAUGUUGGCUUACAGUGCAUGAGUUAGUGGUCUUGUGCUGAGAGGAGAGAGAGAGAAAGGUGAUGUCUGAGGUCAGUGUAAAGUCGUAUGAACCGGACGAAGGGACAUACGGUGACCAGGGUGGACCGUGUCCUGACCCCGUGAAACCUCUGAGUAGUGAAGCCUCCCGGCCUGACCUGCAGGGUCUUCUUCCUGCUGGUCACCUGUCCUCAGCAGACGUUAGCCCCUCACCUUCUGCUGAGGCAAGUGGCUUGUUGUCAUUACCAUGGGAGAUGGUAACCCACAUUGCUUCACACCUUCCUGCUCAGUGUGUCAUCACUGUACUGCCAAAGGUCUGUCAUGCAUUGGGUAAUGUAGGAAAGGACAGCACUGCUUGGCAGCUCCGAGCACGCAGACUAAUAGGACCCCAAGCUGGCUUUCCAGUGGGGCCAAGGGAGGACUUUGACUGGCCUACUGCUUGCCUGGAGAUGGAGCAGCUGAUAACCUGCUGGACAAGCCAAGCACACCUUUUAGCCAGACAGACCCAAGAGGUUGUGGAGGAAAGGGGUCAAGUAAGGCAGCAGCAAAGGGGAGGGCAGGAUGGGGAACCAGGUGUGGAGGGAGGUGGAGGAGAGGCUGAAGUAGAAGGAGUGGGAGUGGCAGCGCAAGAGGCUGCGUAUGGUGCUGAUGAAGGGAUGGAGGUGGCAAUAGAAGGUGAGGAUGGUGAAAUCCAGCCCAUUGAAGGUGAGGACCAACUGGCAAGAUUGAGAGAGGAGUUGGAAGAGAGACUGGAGGAUGAUGCGCCGGCACUAAUGGCAGAAGAAAGGGACCACAGGAUGAUGUUUGAUGCUAAUGAAGGGCAAGGUGGUGCUCUUAAUCACCAAGAGGGCUUGGCAGACCCCAGGAAUAAUGGUAAUGGAAGACUUGAAGAGAUGGAGCACUGUCAACCUGCUAGAAGUCCUAGCCCACCCCCAUCGCUGGAGUGCAUCACCCUACCCUCUGGCCACAUUGCCCAGGUCAACUCAGUCCUCCUUGUGGGGGGAGAGGGGACGGUUUGUGCUACUGGUUCCAGAGACUGGAAUGUUAAACUGUGGGAUCUGCAAGCAGGUCCUAGUGGCACACUGCUGCACACAUUGGGAGGGCAGGGUGACUUCAGCACCCAUCGGGGCUGGGUCUGGUGUCUGGCAUCUCAGGAAUCUCAGGAAUCUCUGCUGGCUUCAGGGGGCUUUGACAGCACAGUGAGGCUAUGGGACCUACAGGCAGGUGGUGCAGAGAGGGGCCUGAUCAGGGCUGGGGCUGCUGUCCUCUGCUUGUCCUGUCAGACGGAUGUGUUGCUGGCUGGUACGUUUGACAAGAGGGUCAGCAUGUAUGACACCAGAGCUGCUGAGCCCCUGGUAAAAAGCCUCCGUCUCCAUGGUAACGCUGUAAUGUGCCUAGCUGCAGAUGACAAGUACAUCAUCUCUGGAAGUAAGGACUGCACUGUGGCUGUUUAUGACCGCAGGGCAGGCAAAGGCUUAAAAAAACUUCAGCUGAGCUCUUAUCUGCUGUCCAUGAGCUACAGUGGCAGUGAGGUGUGGGCAGGAGACAAUGGUGGCAAGCUCCACUCCUUUUCUAUGCAGGCAGGGACCUUAAAACCCCUGUCCCAGUUUGAUGUGGGACACACAGCUCUGGUCACUGGCAUCCACAGGACUCCUGGAAGCCUCUACACCUGUUCAUCUGAUCGUACUGUCAAGGUACACGUCCCUUGUGCGCCUCCAAGGACGUUAUGCACACUGCAUCAUCAAGCUGGAGUCAAUGGGCUGAGUGUGGAUGCUGGAGUCCUUGCUGUAGCCUCAGGGGAUGUGUGUGUAGAAGUCUGGAGGCCCAGAAAAUGAGAGAGCAACACCUGCAAACUAUGUGACAAGAUUUGAAGACUGAAUACUGAAUACUAUACUGGUCUUUCAGCAUUUUGGAAUUUAGAAUAUAUGGCGUACACAACGGCAAGUAGCUGAAAUAAAAGGAAAAAAAAAGAAACAGUUCUCUUUACUUGCAGCAUGGCUGGUUAACACCUGUGCACAUUUUGUUGUGUUGCAGCCUGAUGCUAAAAUCCUUUAAGUUAAUUUUUUCCCUCAUCAGUCUACACUCAAUACCCCAUAAAAAUAAAGGGGAAACUGAAUUUUAGAAAUUAUUCACAAUUUAUUCAAAAGGAAAAACUGAAUUAUCACAUUGACAUAAGUAUUCAGACCCAUUGCUUUGACACUUGAAAUUUAACUCAGCAGCCUCCCUUUUCUCUUGAUCAUCUGAGACUUUUCUACACCUUGACCGUAAUGAAUAGACACAUGAAAACCACUUGGAGCAUCAUGGUGUGGGGGUGUUUUUCAGCAACAGGGAAAAGGGAGACUGGUCGAGGUUGAGGGAAAUCUGAAGGGAACCAAGUAAAGAGAUAUCCUUAACGAAAACCAGGACCUCAGACUGGGCUGACAGUUCACUUUCCAGCGGGACAAUGACUCUAAGCUCACAGCCCAGACAAUGCAGGAGUGGCUUAGGGACAACUCUGUGAACAUCCUUGAGUGGCCCAACCCUAAUCGAACAUUUCUGGAGUGAAAAUUGCCGUCCACCGAUGGUCCCCAUCCAACCUGACAGAGCUUGAGAGGAUCUGUAGAGAAGAAUGGCAGAAAAUCCCCAAAUCCAGGUAUGUAAAGCUUGUUGUGUCAUACCCAAGAAGACUCAAGGUUUUAAUCGCUGAAGGUCCUUCAACUAAUUGCUGAGGAAGGAGUCUGAAUGCUGAUAUUUCAGUUUUUCCUUUUUAAUAAAUCAGUAAAAAUAUCUGUUUUCACUUUGUCAUUAUGGGGUAUUGAGUGUAGAUUGAUGAGGGGAAAGUAAAUUUAAACGAUUUUAGCAUAAGGAUGCAAGAUAAUAAGGUGUGAAAAAAGUGAAGGGGCCUGAACACUUUCUGAAAGCAUUGCAUCAAGAGAAAUGUAAGUGUAAAUAAGUUAACAAAUUAAUAUGAAAAAGUAAGAUUGGAAAUAAAGACAUUUGUGGUACAUAUGGCCAAACAAAUGAUUUUAUUUUGCUGCACUGCCAAACUCAUGUUAAAAAGUGUGAAACUAAUGUUUUCAGAGAUAGUGCUACCAGAUGUUUAGUGGCAUUGCUAAUUUUUAUUUCCUGGUGUGUUUUUAUUGUUCUAUAGCAGAGUUGUUUUGGGAAGGUUGUGGUCACUUACCAAAAACUCUCAACCAAUUUUCUUCUUUUUUUGUCCUCGUUUGAUUACGUUUAGAUUUUUCUGUAGACAAAAAAACACAUAAAUACAGGAAACGUGUUUCCUGCAUCUAUUAUUUGUCAUUUUGUGCAAGUACUGAAAGCUUUAAAAAAAAACAAAAAAAACAACA